AUGCCUUCUCGUGAAGAUUCCGUCUACCUUGCCAAAUUGGCUGAACAAGCUGAACGUUAUGAAGAAAUGGUUGAAAACAUGAAAGCUGUUGCUUCAUCUGGUCAAGAAUUAUCUGUUGAAGAACGUAAUUUAUUAUCUGUUGCUUACAAGAAUGUCAUUGGUGCUCGUCGUGCUUCUUGGAGAAUUGUAUCAUCUAUUGAACAAAAAGAAGAAUCUAAAGGUAAUGAUACUCAAGUUGCUUUAAUUAGAGAAUAUCGUUCCAAGAUUGAAGCUGAAUUAUCAAAAAUUUGUGAAGAUAUUUUAUCUGUUUUAUCUGAUCAUUUAAUUUCAUCUGCUCAAACUGGUGAAUCCAAGGUCUUUUAUUAUAAAAUGAAGGGUGAUUACCAUAGAUAUUUAGCUGAAUUUGCUGUUUCAGAAAAACGUAAAGAAGCUGCUGAUUUAUCAUUAGAAGCUUAUAAAUCAGCUUCCGAUGUUGCUGUUACUGAGUUACCACCAACUCAUCCAAUUAGAUUAGGUUUAGCAUUAAACUUCUCCGUUUUCUAUUAUGAAAUUUUGAAUUCCCCAGAUAGAGCUUGUCAUUUAGCUAAACAAGCAUUUGAUGAUGCUGUUGCUGACUUAGAAACCUUAUCCGAAGAUUCAUACAAGGAUUCCACUUUAAUCAUGCAAUUGUUGAGAGAUAACUUAACUUUAUGGACUGAUUUAUCUGAAGCUCCAGCUGCUGCUGAAGAACAGCAACCAGCUCAACAAUCAGCAGAAGCUAAAGAUGAGGAAUAG
Messenger RNA from Hemisphaericaspora subhashii, 774 nucleotides. RefSeq names its product 14-3-3 family protein (gene BMH1). Gene Ontology annotation, cellular component: cytoplasm. NCBI's taxonomy places the organism in Eukaryota, Fungi, Ascomycota, Pichiomycetes, Serinales, Debaryomycetaceae. The record is from RefSeq and is a predicted model, not a curated record. The transcript has a single exon. The coding region runs from base 1 to 774 and encodes 257 amino acids. Gene Ontology annotation, biological process: signal transduction.